AUGUUUGGAGCCAUCAAUGACCAAAAAGAUGUUGCUGAUGUUAUGCUCAUGGAUCUAAACGAUUGUUUAAAGAAGCAAUGGGAGAUGCACGUUCAAUCAUCAUCAGAAAAAUUCAGAAAUGAUGAAUUUCAAAAGGAAGCUACGGCACAGAAAGGCUCUCUUGAAGCACUCCGAGACAUCAAUUCCCAUAUUUUCAAUGUUGAAGAACGGUAUUCCAAUGAUAGUGCUCUUGUCAAACAAUGGAUCACUUCGGAUCAAGAAGAAGAAGAACAACGAAAGAAGAAAAAAUUGCAAUCAUCAGAACAUGAAAACAAUAAUUCUUCGGUUGAACAACAACAGGAAGAGAAUAUCCUCCAAUUGAUUCGGCAACGACUGGAUGACAAUUCCAAAUAUGAUAUUUUAGAGUACAUUCCAACGUAUUCCAGAUGGUCCGUGUUUGAACAAGAAGGAACUUAUCGCAAGUAUUUGCAAGCGAUCAAGUAUCCCUUCUUGUCAAGAACGAUGGCAUUACCACAUCAUCUCGAGUAUCAUCUGAUAUUCCCUUCAUUACCUUUCACAAAAUGA
Messenger RNA from Naegleria lovaniensis, 564 nucleotides. RefSeq lists its product as uncharacterized. Lineage: Eukaryota; Heterolobosea; Eutetramitea; Acrasida; Naegleriidae. The record is from RefSeq and is a predicted model, not a curated record. The coding region runs from base 1 to 564 and encodes 187 amino acids. The transcript has a single exon.